Messenger RNA from Laetiporus sulphureus 93-53, 3820 nucleotides. RefSeq names its product carbamoyl-phosphate synthase. Gene Ontology annotation, cellular component: cytoplasm; cytosol. Bases 124 to 3630 code for a protein of 1168 amino acids. The transcript is spliced from 9 exons. NCBI's taxonomy places the organism in Eukaryota, Fungi, Basidiomycota, Agaricomycetes, Polyporales, Laetiporaceae. Gene Ontology annotation, biological process: UTP biosynthetic process; 'de novo' pyrimidine nucleobase biosynthetic process; L-citrulline biosynthetic process. Gene Ontology annotation, molecular function: metal ion binding; dihydroorotase activity; aspartate carbamoyltransferase activity. The record is from RefSeq and is a predicted model, not a curated record.
GAUCAAUUGAUACCGGAUUAACCUAAUCGGUGGUGUGGGAAACCUGUGACGACUCAGUGGCAAAGAUCCAUUUUUGCGCCCGAGUCACUUAGGCUCUGGUCUCUCUUUCCUCCCUCUCGCAGGAUGGGUCUCUUGCGACCUCCGACAUCCUGGAGUUCGCGAAUAUUUGACGUGAAUCGACAUACUCGUUUCUCUCGUCGGUUCCAUGUCUCUCGUCCGCGAUCUGUUCCAAUUCCUACGCGACCUGUCCAGGCGAUCGCGCGCUCUGCAGUCGGCUCGUACGGUCAUGAAGAUGGCGAACACAUUUUGAGCUCUCCCUCUGAACUUGCUCGAAAGAUAUCUGCAAAGGUCCUGCCGAAGAUUCCGCGUCCUAAUGUCCAAAAAGUCCUCAUUGUCGGUAGUGGCGGUCUCAGCAUCGGCCAGGCCGGCGAGUUCGACUACUCUGGCUCUCAGGCGCUGAAGGCGCUUCGCGAGGAGGGUGUAGAGGCUGUUCUAAUCAAUCCCAACAUUGCUACGUGGCAGACAUCUCACCAGCUGGCCUCGGAAGUCUACUUCUUGCCUAUCACUGCAGAUUAUGUCGCUUAUGUCUUGGAGAAGGAGCGCCCAGAUGGAAUUCUUCUGACCUUUGGUGGACAAAGCGCGCUCAACGUAGGCAUCGAGCUCGACAGGAUGGGCAUUCUCGAACGGUUAGGCGUGCAGGUGCUCGGCACCCCAAUUCGGACAUUAGAGGUUUCGGAAGAUCGUGAUCUUUUCGUCCAGGCCUUGAAGGAGAUCGAUAUUCCGGUCGCGCAAUCCACUGCUGUCUCUUCGGUCAACGAUGCUCUUGCUGCCGCAGAACGGAUUGGUUAUCCGGUCAUUUUACGGUCUGCAUUCACUUUGGGUGGUCUCGGAUCUGGUUUUGCGAGCAACCCGGAUGAGCUGCGUGACCUCUCCGCGAAGAGUCUUAGUCUGAGCCCGCAGGUCCUCAUUGAACGGAGCAUGAAAGGCUGGAAAGAACUCGAGUACGAGGUCGUUCGUGACGCUGCGGAUAACACGAUCAUCUGCUGCAACAUGGAAAAUUUCGAUCCUCUCGGUACACACACUGGUGAUUCGAUCGUCGUCGCGCCUUCGCAGACACUCCCGGAUGACGAGUACCACAUGCUUCGGUCGGCUGCUCUCAAGGUCAUUCGGCAUCUAGGCGUUAUUGGCGAGUGCAACAUCCAGUAUGCGCUAAACCCAACGUCCAGGGAAUACUGCGUCAUCGAAGUCAAUGCUCGGCUGAGUCGUUCCAGUGCUCUUGCAUCAAAGGCUACAGGUUACCCUCUCGCGUACACGGCCGCAAAGAUCGCUCUCGGACAUACACUACCAGAGCUGCCGAACGCGGUGACUAAGACCACGACGGCGUGCUUCGAACCUUCGCUGGACUACAUCGUCACAAAGAUCCCGAAGUGGGAUUUGGCGAAGUUCUCGUCGCAGGUGGACCGUGAGGUGGGCUCGUCGAUGAAGUCCGUAGGAGAGGUCAUGGCUAUCGGACGAACGUUCGAGGAGAGCUUGCAAAAGGCCAUCCGCCAGGUCGAUCCGCGCUGGAAGGGUUUCGAAGCGUACAUCCAGCCCGAAGACCUGGACCGUGCACUCUCCAAGCCGACGGAUAUGCGCUUGUUCGCCAUUGCAUAUGCGAUGUUCAACAGGAAGUACGAUGUCGACAAGAUUCAUGAACUGACGAAGGUCGACAAGUGGUUCCUGUAUAAGAUCGACAACAUCGUCCAGACGGUCUAUGCGCUCAAGGAAGCCGGCUCCAUCGAGAAGAUCGACCGCGAGCUCAUGCAGCGCGCGAAGCGCAUGGGCUUCUCUGAUGCACACAUCGCCGAUCUCGUCUCAUCCAAGGAAGACACCGUCCGUGCGCACCGCAAGUCAGUUGGCAUCACACCCUUCGUCAAGCGCAUCGACACGCUCGCCGCCGAGUACCCCGCGCACACGAACUACCUCUACACGACGUACAACGCGUCCGAGCACGACGUCGACUUCGACGAGCACGGCACAAUGGUGCUCGGGAGCGGCGUGUACCGCAUCGGCAGCAGCGUCGAGUUCGACUGGUGCGCAGUGACGUGUGCGCGUAAGCUGCGCGAGAUGGGGAACAGGACGAUCAUGAUAAACUACAAUCCGGAGACGGUGUCGACGGACUUCGAUGAGGCUGACAGGUUGUACUUCGAGGAACUUGGCUAUGAGCGGGUGAUGGACAUUUACGAGUUGGAGCAGGCGCACGGUGUCAUUGUGAGCGUCGGCGGUCAGCUACCUCAAAACAUCGCCCUGCGCUUGAAACACCACAACGUUAAGGUGCUUGGCACUGACCCUGAGAAGAUCGACAGUGCCGAGGAUCGUCAUAAGUUUUCGUCCAUUUUGGACAGUGUCGGCGUCGACCAACCUGAAUGGACCGAGGUAUCGUCCGUGGAGGCUGCCAAGGAGUUCGCGAAGCGUGUUGGCUACCCGGUUUUGAUUCGUCCGUCCUAUGUCUUGUCGGGAGCCGCCAUGAACGUGGUAUAUGAAGAGUCGACCCUCGAGCACAACCUGUCCGCCGCAGCAGAUGUCUCUCCGCUCCACCCGGUUGUCAUAACGAAGUUUAUCGACAACGCGCAGGAAGUCGACGUGGAUGCCGUCGCACACAAAGGCAAGCUCCUCGUGCACGCCGUCUCCGAGCACGUUGAGAACGCCGGCGUCCACUCCGGCGAUGCGACGCUCGUGCUGCCGCCCACGUCGCUCCCCGAGAGUGACAUGCAGCGCCUGAAGCAGAUCGCAGAGAAGGUUGCUGCGGCGUUUGACAUCUCUGGGCCGUUCAACAUGCAGAUCAUCCGCAAGCCAGCCGAAGCGCCCGGCGAGGAGGCGCAAUUGAAGGUCAUCGAGUGUAAUCUUCGGGCAUCCCGAUCGUUCCCCUUCGUCUCGAAGGUGCUCGGGCAUAACUUCAUCGAUGUGGCCACCGCGGCUAUCGUCGGACAGGACGUUCCGGAGCCUGUGGAUCUCAUGGCCGAGAAGCGCAACUACACUGCUGUGAAGGUCGCUCAGUUCUCGUGGACUCGACUGGCUGGUGCUGAUCCAUUCCUCGGAGUUGAGAUGGCUAGCACCGGAGAAGUCGCUAGCUUCGGCAAGGACAUCCAUGAAGCGUACUGGACCGCCCUCCUCAGCACGACAGGCUUCAAAAUUCCGCGCGCGAACACCGGUGUCCUUAUCGGCGGCGACAUUCACGCGCCGGAGAUGAAAGGCGUUGCGCAGGGUCUCUUCAACCUCGGCUUCAAGCUCUACUGCUCGUCCUCCAUUGUUGAAGAAUACCUCAACAACAUCCCGUACGUCUCAGCGAAGCGGAUAUUCUUCCCUACGAAGGACAAGCGCAAGCUGCGCGAGGUCUUCGACGAAUACGACAUCGAAUGUGUGAUCAACCUGGCGAAGACGCGCGGCAAGGAUGCGACGGACGAGGACUAUGUCGCUCGCAGGAACGCCGUCGAUUUUGGUCUGCCGUUGCUCAACAACCCGCGCUGCGCCCAGCUCUUCGUGGAGGCGCUCGCACAAAAGAUACCCCAGGGCGGUCUGCGGAAAUACACCGAAGGCAAAAUACCCUCUGAAGUCAGGUCAUGGCGAGAGUUCGUCGGGAAGCGGGCGUGAUCUGUGAUCAUAUAGAUAUAGAUUCUUGCUCAUCUUAGCCAUCUCAUAGCUAGUACGAAAAGUACGCAUAGUACGCCUGUGGCUCUAAUUGUGUUAUGCCGUGUACAGUACAUCGCCACAGCCCGUGAUGCAAUGAACACUAACGUAGAGUAUCUUGCAUGAACUAUUCAAGCUCUGGAUUCUUCGCGCG